AUGUUGAGUUUUUCAGAUGAGGACAAGGUUGGAACCAUACAUCCCCAUGAUGAUGCUCUUGUCGUUACGCUGAGAAUUGGUGGGUACGAUGUGAAAAGGGUGAUGAUUAACCAAGGCAGUGCUGCUGACAUAAUAUACCCUGAUUUGUAUAGGGGGCUAAAUCUGAAACCUGAAAACUUGAAAGCCUACAGUUCUCCUUUGGUGAGCUUUGAGGGAAGAAUAGUUGUUCCAAAAGGUCAGGUCAGAUUGCCUGUGCAAACCGGUACGGAUGUGGUGGAAGUGGACUUCAUUGCUGUAGAUGUUUUCUCUCCCUACACAGCUAUUAUGAGCAGACCUUGGCUUUAUAUCUUGGGGGCCAUCUCCUCUACUCUACACCAGAAGGUGAAGUACCCAUCCGGAGGCCAGGUUUUGGAGAUAGUAGGAAGUCAGGCUGCAGCCCGACAAUGCCUGGUAGCAGCCAUUCAACAUCGGCCAGAGGCUAAGACCUCGGCCACCGCUGAUAAUGGUUUAUAG
This is a messenger RNA of Quercus robur (English oak), 513 nucleotides long. RefSeq lists its product as uncharacterized. Bases 1 to 513 code for a protein of 170 amino acids. The transcript has a single exon. NCBI's taxonomy places the organism in Eukaryota, Viridiplantae, Streptophyta, Magnoliopsida, Fagales, Fagaceae. The record is from RefSeq and is a predicted model, not a curated record.